ACGUUCUUUUCUUUCUGGACUGCAAUGGACUACCAAUUUUUGCUUACCUACAGCUCUCACCAGUUCCUCCCAUUCCCUUAACAGGUGUCUGGUCACGCCUCCAGACCCUGCCUCUGGACCAGGCAGUGUGGAAGGAAGCAUUUGCUGGGAAACAAUGACCAGGACCCAAAAGGGAAAGACCUUUAUCUCGCACCGUUUCCAUCAGUCACUUCCCCCACGGCUGGGAUGGGGCAUGAUUUUCUCCUACUUAAAACCAAGAAACAAGGAGGAGUGUGCCUCCAUCUCUGGUGUGCCUCCAGUCUUCCACUUCAGCCCUCAGCGCUGUGCACACCUCAAGAACCAAUAUUUGAAAGAGGCCGCUACAAACCUUACCUUCUCUCAGGAGGUGGUGUGGCAGCGAGGCCUGCCCAGCAUUUCUUACAGCCAGUACAGCUUUGACCACCUCUACAACAUACACAACAUCCUCCAGCCUCCCCAGAUCAGGAAGGCCCGACCUGACAAACCCAUUGGCUUCAAGUUCUUAGAUUCUUCAGGUCCCUCGGCAAGAGUCACCUCCCAAGCUAUGAAGACAGAAAUCUCUGCCAAUCUUAAGAAGCUGAAGAAAGCAGAGCCGGUGAGUGCAGUCCCGGAAACAUCUUGCCCUCUCAUUCUUCAUCCCUGCCAGGAUCCAGACGUGCUAGGUCUGUCACUUUCUCCAGAUGUGAACCUGGAGGAGAGGGAAGCCUGGCUUCUGCCGCCUGAGAAGGAGGCUAGAGCCUGGGAGGCCAUCGUGCUGGAAAAACUGAACAAGCGCACUGCCCGAUGGAUCCAGAACAAGCGUCCUCUCAGGCCUGGGGUGUCCCCCAACAAGUGGCAGAGCUUCCUGCGCCAGCAACGUGACUGGAGUCACAUCCGGGAUGAGCUCACUUCCGCCAGCGACCUGCAGCUCUUGAAACAGCUGGAGGAGGAAGAGACAGCAGAAUUUGAGAGUCGAAGUGUCAUCCUGCCCACCCAGGAAGAAAAGAAGCCAGAGCGGCUGCUUCCUGUUUACUAUAGAUUGCCCAAUUACUUGCCACAAGUGCAGACAGCUGAAACCAUGCCUGGCAAUAAUAAGACCGCUGAGGACAUCAAUGGAAAGAGGAGCAUCUGCCAGCCCCAAAACCAGAGCUACUUCCGACAAGGGAAUUUCCAAGCUGGAAAGUUUGCUUACUCCACAGACAACACCUUUGAACAAGAGAUUUACUUUGAUAAAAUCCAGGUCAUCUACCAGAUUGGUGCAAAGAGAGACCAAAUUUUCCUGGAAAACCUCAACCGGUACAACAAGCAGCUAUCUAAGGUCUUCCCUGAAACCCCAGAAAGGUGGACUUCCCAGCCAGUUCCUGAAGCACCUUGUAGGCCUGUGAAAGGAGCCCGGCGCUGGACUGCUCUGCCCACCCCAGCCAAGGAUCUGCUGUUGCAGGUGGGUGAGGAGGACGUGUCCACUAAGACCAGGAGACUGAAGAAGCAGGAAAAAUCACUGCAAGAGGAUGUGACUUGGGAACUGGUGGUCCUGCGGAGGAUGCUGCAGGAAUGGAAGGCUGCCUGGGCUCUAAUCAUCGAGUGGCACCAUGAGACAAUAGAGGGCCUGCUGCAGAGCUUGAUGGACAUGCACGAUGACAUUCGAAUCCAAGCCAUCAUCACAUGUGCCACAGCUGCUUUAGAACGGCCCCGGACUGUCACCAGCCAGGGGAAUUCAGACAAGGAGGAGACUGUGAAAGCCCCAUCUAUCCAGGACUUGCCAGAGGUUCUACAGCCCGCUCUGGAGGCUGCCCUUUGUGACAAGAAUGCCAAUGUGCGGAUGGCAGCAGCAGUAUGCCAAUAUGCCAUAAAGUCACAUAAUCCCAUUGCCCGGGACAUCAUGCAGACUGCCCUUUUGAAGGGUAAUAGCGUGGACAGCUGGGCUGCAGCUCAAUGCUUGGCUCUGGAAGGCACUGCCACUUACCCCGUAAUUAAAAGGAUCCUCCAUCAGCUGUUUAACAAGAAGAAUGAGGACACUGAGCACCAGUCUUGUAUGCUCCUGAGCCAUCUCAGUGGGAAGACAACCCUGAUACACACCAUGCUUGCCGUGGAGCUGAAUAGCCAUCAAUGGAAGGAUCGGAUUGUGGCCUGCCGGGCUCUCUCCCGGAUCAGUGGAAAUGUCAGUUUGGAUAUGAAACAUAAGUUGAUCCAGCUGAUGUUGACUGACUGGAAUAAGGAAGUGAGAAAAGCAGCUGCCCAAGCUCUGGGGCAAAUGAACCUUGGGAAAGAGGUACAUGACACGAUCAGAGUCAAGCUGGGUCAAGGAAAUCCCCAGGAGCGUGUGGAAGCCCUCUCCCUGAUUGGUAGGCUCAAGCUCAUGACCACCAAGCUUCUCCCAAGCUUCCUGAACUGCUUCUCUGAUGACUUCAUGGCAGUUCGACGGGCAGCCUGUUUGGCAGCAGGUGCCCUGCAGAUCCGUGAUAAGAUGGUCUUUGAAUGCCUUCUGAAUCUGAUAGAGAGAGAUCCUUAUUGGAAAAUCAAGGCCUUUGCCAUUCGAGCUUUGGGACAGAUUGGCCAAGUGACUCCCCAACUGACAAACCUCCUGCUCUGGGCUAUCCACUAUGAAGAGUCACCAGGUGUACGACUAGAAGCUUGCCGUAGCAUCCUAGCCCUCAAACUUCAAGGGGACCAGGUCAGGGACACCUUCCUAGACGUGCUGCUCCUAGAGAACCAUGAUGCUAUUCUAAAGGAAAUUUACCAGGCAAUGAAGAUACUCAACUUAGAAAAUGAAGGAAACCAAGAAAUGCUUCAGGAGAUCAAGAACAGGAUUCAAAUACUAAGCCAAAAGGACUUGCUGAUGCAGAAAAUAUUCAAGAUUGAGAUGGCCAUAGGAAAAGUGAAGGAGGAAGCAAAACGUGUUUACUUGCAACCCAAAGAGGGGCAAAAACCACUCAAACUCCAUACUUUUCUCCAAGAAAUUUUUCAGGAUGAGGUGGUGGUUCCUAGAAGACCAUCUGAGAUUUGUGACACUGAAGAAGUCAUAAAGCCUCUGAGGCCCCCCACACCAAAUCCCUGGUCACAGAGUCCAGUCCUGGGCCUAAACACAAGAAGCAGAGGUCACUCAUCACUUGUCAGAGAUCUACGCACCACCUGGGAAAAAGGGAUUGCAAUGGGACCAUUUGGAUCUGACAACCCAGAUCUCUAGCUGGGUAAAUACUCACAGAA
This is a messenger RNA of Ceratotherium simum simum (southern white rhinoceros), 3201 nucleotides long. RefSeq names its product HEAT repeat containing 4 (gene HEATR4). NCBI's taxonomy places the organism in Eukaryota, Metazoa, Chordata, Mammalia, Perissodactyla, Rhinocerotidae. The record is from RefSeq and is a predicted model, not a curated record. Gene Ontology annotation, molecular function: oxidoreductase activity.